Letharia lupina is the source of this 1074-nucleotide messenger RNA. RefSeq lists its product as uncharacterized. The record is from RefSeq and is a predicted model, not a curated record. The transcript has 4 exons. Gene Ontology annotation, molecular function: oxidoreductase activity. Lineage: Eukaryota; Fungi; Ascomycota; Lecanoromycetes; Lecanorales; Parmeliaceae. The coding region runs from base 1 to 1074 and encodes 357 amino acids.
AUGGCUCCUCAAAUCCCCAAGACCCAUAAGGCCGCUAUGUUCAAGGAAAAGGGUGGGCCCCUUAUUGUUGAGGAGAUCGAGACCAAGCAGCCUCAGGAAGGCGAGAUUCUUGUCAAGGUCCAGGCUUGCGGUGUUUGUCACUCCGAGGUUGUGGUUCAGCAAGCUAUGUUUGGAACUCCAUUCCCGAGGAUCCCGGGUCACGAAAUCAUUGGUCAUGUCGUGGCCGUCGGGCCACACGAGAAAGAGUGGAAGGUCGGCGAUAGAGUUGGUGGAGCUUGGCACGGUGGACAUGAUGGAACCUGCAAGCAAUGCCAACGGGGCUUCAACCAGGCUUGCGUGAAUGAGCAAAUCAACGGCGUGACCCGCGAUGGUGGAUUCGCCGAAUACUGCACCCUCCGCUCUGAAGCCGCCGUCCACAUCCCCACAGACGUCGACGCUGCAAGCUAUGCCCCUCUCCUCUGCGCCGGCGUCACCGUCUUCAACUCAAUGCGCCAGAUGAAAAUUACGAGCGGUGAAACCGUCGCUAUCCAAGGUCUCGGGGGGCUCGGACAUUUGGCCCUGCAGUAUGCGAACAAAAUGGGCUACAAAGUCAUCGCGCUGUCCAGUACUGGUGCGAAAGAGAAGUUUGCGAAGGAUCUUGGCGCUCAUGUAUAUGUGGAUGGCAGCAAGGAGAAUCAUGCCGAGGCCUUGACGAAGAUGGGUGGUGCGGCGAUGAUCGUUAGCACGGCGCCCAUUCCGGCAAUCAUGGGCGACCUGGUGAAUGGGUUGGCGCCGGGAGGGAAGUUGGUGCUUUUGGCUCGUAAGUUGCACCCCAGAUUUCACACAGGCGGUCCACUGACCAUGAUAGCAAUUGGUGAGAUCACGGUCAACACCGGGCCCCUGAUCGCGAAGGGCGCUUCAGUCCAUGGCUGGCCUUCCGGCCAGGCCCUCGAUUCCGAGGAAGCGAUUGACUUUGCAGAGCUUCAUGGCGUCAAGUGCAUGAUUGAGAAGUUCCCUCUUGCGAAAGCUAACGAGGCGUAUGAUUAUAUGUUGGCUGGGCACCCAAGGUUUAGGUGUGUGUUGGUGAUGGAGUAG